Messenger RNA from Fraxinus pennsylvanica, 1317 nucleotides. Lineage: Eukaryota; Viridiplantae; Streptophyta; Magnoliopsida; Lamiales; Oleaceae. The record is from the annotation of a GenBank genome assembly.
AUGUUCCAAGGGUUGGGCUGUUCGCCCAUUAAAGCGAUACGUAAAAUAGCUUCAGAACGUCAUAUUUGGAAAGGGAAAGCUUAUCUCUAUACUCUCGACAACUGGACGGUUGAUGCUUUGGCGUUCACAGUCCUCCAUUGUGCCAACAAAGCAAAACUGCACCAACCUAUCUGCUUUGAUCCAAGAGGCUGUUUUGUUAAUAAGAUAAAAGGAGAUCAUCUAAUUCUCAGGAUGAAGGCUCUAAUUCUAGUUGGAGGGUUUGGUACUCGAUUGAGGCCAUUGACACUCAGUUACCCAAAGCCUCUUGUUGACUUUGCUAACAAGCCCAUGAUCUUGCAUCAGAUAGAGGCUCUCGAGGCUGUUGGAGUGACUGAAGUCGUCCUAGCUAUCAAUUAUCAGCCAGAGGAAAUGCUGAACUUCUUGAAAGACUUUGAGAAGAAACUUGGGAUCAAGAUUACAUGCUCACAAGAGACUGAGCCACUCGGAACUGCAGGUCCCCUCGCUUUGGCUAGGGAUAAACUGGUAGAUGAUUCUGGUGAGCCCUUUUUCGUUCUCAACAGUGAUGUUAUUAGUGAAUACCCACUCAAACAGAUGAUUGAAUUCCAUAAAUCCCAUGGAGGCGAGGCUUCCAUAAUGGUGACCAAGGUGGAUGAGCCUUCAAAAUAUGGUGUCGUUGUUAUGGAAGAAUCAACUGGGCAAGUGGAGAGGUUUGUUGAGAAGCCAAAAUUAUUUGUGGGUAACAAGAUCAACGCUGGCAUUUACUUGCUUGAUCCUUCCGUUCUUGAUCGUAUUGAAUUACGCCCCACAUCAAUUGAGAAAGAGGUGUUCCCAAAUAUUGCAAAAGAAAAGAAGCUUUAUGCAAUGGUCCUUCCCGGGUUUUGGAUGGACAUUGGACAACCAAGGGAUUACAUCACUGGCCUGAGACUAUACUUGGACUCCUUGAAGAAGAAAUCUUCUCCUAAGUUGGCCUUUGGACCUCAUAUUAUUGGAAAUGUUCUGGUAGAUGAGAGUGCCAAAAUUGGGGAGGGAUGCUUGAUUGGACCUGAUGUCGCAAUAGGGCCUGGGUGUGUUGUUGAAUCGGGCGUUAGACUGUCUCGAUGCACGGUAAUGCGUGGGGUCCGCAUCAAGAAACACGCAUGCAUUUGUAGUAGCAUCAUCGGCUGGCACUCAACUGUUGGGCAGUGGGCUCGAGUGGAAAACAUGACAAUCCUUGGAGCAGAUGUUCAUGUUGGUGAUGAAAUUUACACCAACGGAGGCGUGGUUUUGCCUCACAAAGAAAUAAAAUCUAGUAUUUUGAAGCCAGAGAUUGUAAUGUGA